AUGUCUAACCAAUACUAUCCCCCUCCGCCAGGCGCUUCGGCCUCGACAGCCAGCCAAAAGUCCUACCCGCCUCCUCCAACUUCACCACCCGCGAACCAGUCCAAAUUCUACCCACCGCCGCCUGGCACUCCCGGCUUUGCUCCUCCCCAGGGACAGUCUUAUCCCACGCCGCCGCAACAGCCUUCGUACCAAUCGCCUUCGCCGCAUCAGCAGCAGCAGCAGAGAAACUAUCCUCCCCCACCAGGCCAACAGAGUCCUCCCCCGAACCAGACCGGCACGCCCGUAAACUACCCUCAACCUCCCUCCGCGGCCCAACAUGCCAACUUGCCAUACCGAGAUGCCGGCGCCGCUACACCACCGAGCAGACCUCCUGGCUAUGAUCAGGCUUCGCCUGGAGCCCCCGAGGGCUACCCACAAGAGAAGGGCGGCCACUCGGGCCAGGGCAGUGUAGACCUGUCCCGGCACCCGUCGAUGCUGAGCCAGCUGCAGGCGCAACAACAACAACACCCUUCUCCGGGCGAGUCGCUAGGCGCCGUCGCAGGACCCUCCGCCGGUGGCCAUAUGCAGGGCGCCUACAGCGCGACCGUGGACGACGUCGGCACCUUCAAUGGCGGAUCCUACCGCAUCAGCCACCGGGACUGCAACACCAUCAUUACGAUCCAGCUGGCCAUGGGCUGCCCGCUGGACGCGAAGCCGGGCGUCCUGAUUGCCAUGUCGCCGACCAUCACGCUCAAGGGCGAGUACAAGUUUAGCAUGAAGAAGCUGGUCGCGGGUGGCGAGGUCGGCCAUUCGACUUUCAUCGGCCCCGGCGAGCUGCUGCUGGCGCCCUCCAUGCUCGGCGACAUCACCACCAUCCGCCUCACCGGCUCCGAGUCCUGGUCCGUCAGCAAGGACGCCUACGUCUGCUCCACCCAGGGCGUCACCCGCGACUACAAGCGCCAGGGCCUCGGCAAGGCCAUGUUCUCGGGCGAGGGCCUCUGGGUUCACAAGAUUGCCGGCGUCGGUCUCAUGUGGAUUACCAGCUUCGGUGCCAUUAUCCGCAAGGAUCUUGCCGAUGGCGAAAAGUACAUUGUCGACAAUGGCCAUUUGGUUGCCUGGAACGUCAAGUACAUUAUGGAGCGCGUAGCCAGUGGCGGUAUCAUGGCUGGCUUUGCGUCCGGCGAGGGUCUGGUGUGCAAGUUUACAGGACCUGGCACCGUAUUCCUACAGACGCGGAAUCCUAGAGCCUUCAGUGCUUAUAUGACGGGCAAUGCUGCGCCACCAUAA
Molecule: messenger RNA, 1266 nt
Organism: Pestalotiopsis fici W106-1
Lineage: Eukaryota; Fungi; Ascomycota; Sordariomycetes; Amphisphaeriales; Sporocadaceae
Exons: 4
Coding region: 1-1266 (421 amino acids)
Source: RefSeq, a predicted model, not a curated record